Molecule: messenger RNA, 4740 nt
Organism: Pseudomassariella vexata
Lineage: Eukaryota; Fungi; Ascomycota; Sordariomycetes; Amphisphaeriales; Pseudomassariaceae
Product: P-loop containing nucleoside triphosphate hydrolase protein
Exons: 5
Coding region: 1-4740 (1579 amino acids)
Biological process (GO): regulation of transcription by RNA polymerase II; nucleosome organization
Cellular component (GO): nucleus; chromatin
Molecular function (GO): ATP hydrolysis activity; ATP-dependent chromatin remodeler activity; histone binding
Source: RefSeq, a predicted model, not a curated record
AUGUCGAGCUCGCCCGAGUUUGCCAAUGGCACCGAGUCGCCACCGGCAGACAAUAGCAUCGAUGUCGACCCCGUGGCCAACGAUGCUCAAAGCGAUAGCGACCUGUCCGAGGUGAACGAGACUGUCGUCAUCGCACAACCGCCCUCGCCAUCGGGAUAUCAUCACGACUCGGACGAGGAUGCGAAUGCCGAUCUACAUACCCCUGAUGUCGCCGAGUCGAGUGCAAAUGAGGAUGUCGAUGCCUCAGAUGACGCUGACUUCGAUGUGGAGAGCCCUGUGCCUUCCAACAGCGAUGGCGGCCAAAGGGACCGAUCUGCCUCCAACGACUCUCGCCGCGCUCCAAAGCGAAAGGUUGCUGCAGUUGAAGAGGAUGAGUAUAUCAUGGCAAAUCCCGAGUUGUAUGGAUUGAGACGAAGCACUCGUCCAACAAAACAGUCCAAGAUUGUUGAUUCCGAUGAUGAUGGAUCUGAUUCUGAUGUCCUUCCCACCAGUCGGCGUGCCACGAAGAAGCGACGCGUGGAACAAAUCUCUCAACAAUCUUCCAAAAGAGGAACGCCUGCACGACAUACUCCUGCCGGCGACUCCGACUCGGAAGACACAUACGGCGGCGCCCGCGCUCGUACUCUGAUGAAGAAGGCGCGGCGCGAAAAAGCUCAGCCUGAGACCGCACAACUUUAUGCUGAGAAGCGAUGGUCGAAUCGCAGAGCUGCCCAACAAGUACAGACUUAUCAAGAGAGCGAUGUGGACGAUGCGGAUGAUUCAGAGCUGACGCCUAACUAUUGGGCUGGCGAAGAAUUGGCUGACGACUCGCCCUACAUCGAGAAAGUUGUCGGGCACCGCGUCAAAGAUGGCGGGGAGCUGAGAUAUGACGCAACGAGAGACGAUUUCGAGUACAACAUCAAGUGGGAAGGCAAAUCGUACUUGCAUAACACGUGGGAUACAAUGGAAGUCCUGCGUGGCUAUCGAGGAGUCCGCAAACUUGAGAACUACCACAGAAAAGUAGUAGAGUACGAGAUUGAUCUUCAAUUUGGCGGAGAUGACAUCCCGCCCGAAACCCGAGAGCAGUACUUGCUUGACAAAGAACGCGAACAAGACGCUUUGGAAGAUUAUACCAAGGUCGAGCGUGUUGUCGCUCAGCGCAGUGGUGAUGAAGGCCGAGAGUACUUUGUCAAGUGGAAGGGAUUAAUGUACGAUUGCUGUACGUGGGAACUGGCAUCAGCGAUCAGCGAGGACGCUCAGGAUAAGAUUGAUCAGUUCCUCGACCGCCAAUCCCGCUCGUGGAUGUCAGACAAGUACGAGUCGAAUCCUGCCACCCGGACGAAGUUCUUGAAGCUGGACAAGCAACCCAGUUACAUCAAAGGAGGUGAACUGCGAAACUUUCAGCUUACUGGGUUGAACUUUCUAUGUCUGAACUGGUGUCGAGCAAACAACGUCAUCCUUGCUGACGAGAUGGGUCUUGGAAAAACGGUUCAGACCGUUGCCUUCCUCAGCUGGCUUCGCAAUGAGCGCAAGCAAGAAGGGCCAUUCUUAGUCGUCGCUCCCCUAAGUGUUAUUCCCGCAUGGUGCGAUACCUUCAACUUGUGGUCUCCUGACCUCAACUAUGUUGUCUACCUUGGAAACUCGGAUGCGCGAAACACCAUACGUGAGCACGAGCUGAUAUCUAACGGGAAUGCUAAGAAGACCAGGUUCAAUGUCCUGGUCACAUCAUACGAGUACAUCUUGCAAGACGCAGAUUUCCUGCGCAGCCUGAAGUGGCAAGCUUUGGCGGUUGAUGAAGCCCAUCGGCUCAAAAAUAAGGAGUCGAAGUUGUACUCGGAGCUCGUGAGUUUUGGUGCACCCUCGAGACUUCUCAUCACGGGCACUCCGAUCCAGAAUAACCUGGCUGAGCUGUCUUCCCUCCUGGAUUUCCUGAACCCUGGAAAGGUUUACAUUGACGAAGAUCUUGAGACUUUGGCCAGUGUUGAUGCUCAAGCCAAACUUCAAGCCUUACAUGCUUCCAUCGCCCCCUUCAUCCUACGGCGAACCAAGGAGACAGUUGAAUCGGAUCUUCCCCCCAAGACUGAGAAGAUCAUUCGCGUCGAGCUAUCGGACGUUCAACUGGAGUGGUAUAAGAACAUCCUAACGCGGAACUAUGCGGCGUUGAACCAGGGCAACAAUGGUCAAAAACAGUCGCUGCUGAAUAUUGUGAUGGAGUUGAAGAAAGUCAGCAAUCACCCUUACAUGUUCGCCGGAGUCGAGGAUAAAGUUCUCGCAGGAAGUGAACGUCGAGAGGACCAGAUCAAGGGGCUCAUUGCUAGCAGUGGAAAGAUGAUGCUCAUUGACCAACUGCUCACCAAGUUGAAGAAGGAUAAUCAUCGUGUCCUCAUCUUCAGUCAGAUGGUCAGGAUGUUGGAUAUUCUCGGAGACUAUCUCCGUCUUCGUGGCUAUCAGUUCCAACGCCUGGAUGGAACCAUCGGCGCUGGUCCUCGUCGUCUUGCCAUCAACCACUUCAACGCAGAAGAUAGCCAGGACUUCUGUUUCCUGCUAUCCACUCGAGCCGGUGGACUGGGCAUUAACCUGAUGACCGCGGAUACAGUUAUCAUCUUCGACUCUGACUGGAAUCCUCAAGCAGAUCUCCAGGCUAUGGCGCGAGCACACAGAAUCGGCCAAAAGAGACCUGUCAUGGUGUACCGACUGGUCUCCAAGGAGACUAUCGAAGAGGAAGUUCUGGAACGUGCUCGCAAUAAACUCCUCCUUGAAUAUCUCACCAUACAGGCCGGCGUGACGGAUGAUGGUCAGGCCUUCAGAGAGGAGUUCAGGCAGAAGGGUCUCCGGAUAGAUGAAGCCAAGUCAGCUGACGACAUUCAAUGGGUGCUGAAGAUGCGGUCCCAGAAGAUGUUUGAGCAAUCUGGCAACCAAGAGAGGCUGGAACAAUUGGACAUCGAAUCCAUCCUUGAGAAUGCUGAAAUUACCAAGACGCAAGUUUCGGACAAGAUGAACCUCAGCACCGGUGGCAUCGACUGGGAUAAUUUCAUGCAAUACACCGAUGUCAAGGUCGACGAUCUCACGCUCGACUGGGAUCAAAUUAUCCCCGCAGAGGAAUUGGCAGCGAUCAAAGAGCAAGAGGAGAAGAAAAAGAGCGAGGAAUACAUCGCCAAGGUGAUGGAAGAGAGCGCUCCCAGGCGCGCUGCGUUGAAGGGUUCCAAGAGCAAUAAUAUCGACUCGGAAAGGGCGGAGCGCAUGGCGAAGAAGCGGGAGAGAGAGCAACUCAAGCAGGAGCGCCUUGAAGAACAACGUGCAUUGCUUUCUGAUCCCAAGCGGCCACUAAACGAAAAGGAGACGCGAAACCUUAUUAGGGCUUUCAUGCGCUACGGCUUCAUGGAAGAUCGCCCAGAUGAACUCCUGCGCGACGCGCGUCUCAGUGAUCGAGACCAUGACUUCAUCAACGAAGUCUUGAAUGAUCUCAUGCAAACGGGACGUGACGCCGUGGAGAGGAACAACGAUGAAAUUCGUGCCCAGGAACAGCAAACCAAGAAGAAGCUGACAAAGAAGGACAUCAAGGCGGUCAUGUUCGACUUUGGUACGGUCAAGAAGAUCAACGCCGAGACUAUUCUCGAACGUCCGCCCCAACAGCGAUUACUCCGAAAGAUUCUCAAUGAACAGUCCGAUUUCCGCAACUUCAGACUUACCGACGCUACUAAAGCCGCUCACUACAGCUGUGAAUGGGGUGCGAAGGAAGAUGCCAUGCUUCUCGUCGGCAUAGAUCGAUACGGAUUCGGUGCAUGGACUCAAAUUCGCGACGAUCGAGAGUUGGGCAUGCAGGACAAGUUCUUCUUGGAGGAGCAUCGCAUUGAAAAGAAGCAAGAGCGCGAGCACGGCGAAACCAAGGGUGCCAAAGCCCCCGGUGCUGUCCACCUGGUCCGUCGUUCCGAGUAUCUACUCUCGGUGCUUACUGCAGUUUAUUCUGAUGAUGCUGAAGCCAAGAGGGAAGUGCAGAACCACCAUCGGAAUAAUAAGAAAUCUGCUUUGAAUGGCCAUAGACGCCCUGAUAAGGUCAGCGCGUCUGCUUCGCCAGCUCCCCAAAACAUGAAAAAGGCUCACCGGGAUCGAGACCACGAACGAUCCCAUUCCCGUGGAGACCACCACCGCUCGCGCAGUCAUGUAGGGGAGGGCAGCAUUCCGCGACCCGACCCAAAGCGGAAGCACAGCGGCGAGGUUGACGAACGGAGGCACAAGCAGCGACGCGUUGAGGAGCAUCGCCGUACUGAAGACACCCGUCAGCAGCUUGAGGAGGAAGAAGAUGACAGGAGGAACGCACCUGUCAUUGAGGCACUCAUGCAGCCCAUUUGGCCACACGUUGAGCGCGUUGGGUCGUGCACCAAAGCUAAUAUCCCGGUCGCGAAGGCUCGAGCUAAGGUCUUGAAGGCUCAGAUCACGGCAAUUGGCGAUUUUAUUGAAGGCCUGCACAAGACAUCAGGAUUGGACCGCGAGAAGCUUGCAGAACUCAAGCCCAAGUUAUGGCGGUUCAUUUCGAAGAGGAUUCCCCCCUCGGAGAAGGAGAAACACGGCAAGGACAACCCGGAUCCUAUUCGGAUGACCGGCCCACGUCUCGCCCGUCUUUACGACCAACUGAAAGCACAACAACUGAAGGAGGCUGAAGAUAUGAAGCAGAACAACGGCGACGCUCAGAAAACGAAGAGUUCCGACCUGGUUGUGAUGAAUGGCUCUUCUCGCGCUGAUUCCUCCAUGUCCAAACACUAA